CAGACAGUGAAAGAAGAAAGUUUGUUUGUGUUGCUAACAAACCAAUCUCUACUUCCCACAUUCACAAUGCUUUAUAUGAUUAUCUUUGUUGGAACGUUCGGCCUGUCCUCAGGGCAAAGCACAACGUUGCCUACAUCAACCUCCACAACUCCUAUAACCUCAACUGCUGUUCCAGUGUCUGCACUCAUAACCACAAGUUCUACAACCUCAACUGCUUUCCCGGUUCUUACUACUACAUUAAACCCCAUAACUCCUACAACCUCAACUGCUUUCCUGGUUCCUACUACUACAUCAACAACCACAACUCCUCCAACCACAACUGAUGUCAUGGUGACUACAUCCACAACCACAACCACAACCACAACAUCACAGUUUGAUUCGUUUUCUACAUCAACACCCGCAACUCCUAUAACCUCAUCGAUUCCUACAGCAAACCUGACCACGUUUGCACAUGCAGUGGUGAAGUUAUCCAGCUAUGAAAAUCUUGAUAACGAUGGAAUCGUUUCAAACAUUGAGGAGUUCUUGAAGCAAAUCGGCAGUAAUGCCCUUGGACCUCUGAAGAUAACAGUGAAACGUGUGACAAAAUGUAGCGGCGCCCAGUGUGGAGACCAGCAACAACCCUCCACUAGCCCUGAACCCACCACACUCACCACACUCCGCACCUCCCCUCCAGUCACCGAUCCAGUUUCAUAAUCAUGACUGAUUCAUCAGACGUCUGUAUAGCCUACUUGUUGACUGUUAACUUGUUAAUUUUAAGGCAGUGAGGUAACUUAAAAUGGAGGUACAUAAAUAUAUGUCAUACAAGUUUGUACUCUAAUUUUAAAGGAAUAUCUAUGAUUUUUAAAAGUGAGUGACAUUGGUAACACUUCACAUUGAGGUAUCCUUUAAGUGGGUUGUAAAGGGUUUAUAAAUACAUUAACAUCAACCAUAUUGACUGGGAUUAGGUUAUGUUCUGGUAAUGUAUUUUACUGUAUGACAGGGACUGGUAUAUAGUAUAAUCAACAAGUUUAAAUUAAUAUGUGGAAAUAUCUCAGUUGACUCUGAACUUGGAUGCAGUAAAUGAAAGGCUCUGAAUUAAACCACUUUUUCUCUAAAGUA
Molecule: messenger RNA, 1098 nt
Organism: Coregonus clupeaformis (lake whitefish)
Lineage: Eukaryota; Metazoa; Chordata; Actinopteri; Salmoniformes; Salmonidae
Product: cell wall protein DAN4
Exons: 4
Coding region: 67-693 (208 amino acids)
Source: RefSeq, a predicted model, not a curated record